Empidonax traillii (willow flycatcher) is the source of this 1081-nucleotide messenger RNA. RefSeq names its product stanniocalcin 1 (gene STC1). Bases 338 to 1081 code for a protein of 247 amino acids. The transcript is spliced from 4 exons. Gene Ontology annotation, biological process: intracellular calcium ion homeostasis. Lineage: Eukaryota; Metazoa; Chordata; Aves; Passeriformes; Tyrannidae. Gene Ontology annotation, cellular component: extracellular region. Gene Ontology annotation, molecular function: hormone activity. The record is from RefSeq and is a predicted model, not a curated record.
CCGCCGAUUGGCUCCGCAGCCCGGGGGGGACCGAUAAGGGCGGCUAUAAAAGAGCCCUGGGCUGCUCCUGGUCCCCCGACGAGCAGGAGCCGGAGGGGCCACGCGGAUCCUGCGCCACAUCCAGCACAUCCCGAGCUCGGCAGACUCCCCUUUCUCUCUCUUUUUUCCUCCCUCCCCGUGUCUCUCUCUCUCUGGCUGGGAGCGCGUAUCCAGAUCCACGUCUUUGCUCGAGCCGGAGUGGGAGAGGAGACACACACACACACACACACAGAACCACCAAAAAAAAAAAACAACACCCAAAAAAAACCCCCCACACUUAGCGGAAACUUGUCAGAGAAUGCUCCUAAAGUCUGGUUUUCUCCUGCUGCUGGUGAUCAGUGCAUCCGCAUCCUACGAAGCUGAGCAGAAUGACUCUGUGAGCCCCAGGAAGCCCAGGGUGGCAGCCCAGAACUCAGCAGAGGUGGUUCGGUGCCUGAACGGGGCCCUCCAGGUGGGCUGCGGCGCCUUCGCCUGCCUGGAGAACUCCACGUGCGACACGGACGGCAUGUACGACAUCUGCAAGUCCUUCCUCUACAGCGCUGCUAAAUUCGACACUCAGGGAAAAGCUUUUGUGAAGGAAAGCCUGAAGUGCAUUGCCAACGGGGUGACGUCCAAGGUGUUCCUGGCCAUCCGCAGGUGCUCCACGUUCCAGAGGAUGAUCUCCGAGGUGCAGGAGGAGUGCUACAGCAAGCUGGACAUGUGUGGCAUCGCCAAACGCAAUCCUGAGGCCAUCACUGAGGUGGUGCAGCUCCCAAACCAGUUCUCAAACAGAUACUACAACAAGCUGGUGAGGAGCCUGCUGGAGUGCGACGAGGACACGGUGAGCGCCAUCAAGGACAGCCUGAUGGAGAAGAUCGGGCCCAACAUGGCCAGCCUCUUCCACCUGCUGCAGGCCGACCACUGCGCCCAGGGCCACCCCCGCGCCGACCUCAGCAGGAGGAGGAUCUCGGAGCCCCAGAAGCUCAAGCUCUACUUCAGGAACCUGCGAGGUGAGGGCUCGGCCCCGGCCCACGCCAAGCGCGGCUUGGCCGAGAGCGCGUGA